Molecule: messenger RNA, 2109 nt
Organism: Coregonus clupeaformis (lake whitefish)
Lineage: Eukaryota; Metazoa; Chordata; Actinopteri; Salmoniformes; Salmonidae
Product: collagen alpha-3(VI) chain-like
Exons: 4
Coding region: 73-2109 (678 amino acids)
Source: RefSeq, a predicted model, not a curated record
GCCCUCCAAUACGUAAGGGACAACGUCUUUACUGCCUCCUCAGGAAGCAGAAGCCAAGAGGGCGUCCCUCAGAUGCUGAUACUUCUGAGUGGGGGAAGGUCCAGUGAUAAUGUUGACAUACCAGCUUCUGCCCUGAAAAAGAGUGGGGUCUUGAUCUUUGGCAUUGGAACCAGAAAUUCCAGCAGAGAGGUUCAAAGGAUUGCCACUGAUCCUAGUUUUUCCCAGUCUGUUUCUGAAUUCACUGACCUCCCCAGCAUCCAGGAGCAGUUUUUCUCCACACUCAUAACUGUAAAAGUUGAGGCUACACCCAUAACCCCAACAGUCAUAGUGGACCAAAGCAUUGCCAGAAAGGAUGUAGUAUUCCUGCUGGAUGGUUCUGAUGGCACUAAGAAUGGCUUCCCAGCAAUGCGUGACUUUGUUCAAAGAGUGGUAGAGAAACUCACUGUGGAGGAAAACAGAGAUCGAGUCUCUGUGGUCCAGUAUAGCAGAGAAUCAGAGGCCCACUUCUAUCUGAACACUUAUACAACAAAGGAAGACGUUAUGGAGACCGUAAGAGGCCUGAGGCACAAAGGAGGGAGACCCCUCAACACUGGGGCAGCUCUCCAGUAUGUCAGGGACAAUGUCUUUAUUGCCUCCUCCGGAAGUAGGCGCCUUGAAGGUGUUCCACAGAUUCUGAUACUUUUGAAUGGUGGAAGGUCCUUUGACAAUGUAGAUACACCAGCGUCUGCUCUCAAGGAGCUUGGUGUCUUGGUGUUUGGAAUUGGAACAAGGAGCUCUGAUAGCAGAGAAUUACAAAAGAUAUCCUAUGACCCCAGCUAUGCUCUUUCCGUGUCUGAAUUUACUGACCUCCCCAAUGUCCAACAGCAGCUUAUUUCUGCUAUAAGCACUGUCAUUGUACAGGUGACAACCAUGACACCAACAGUAAUACCAACAAUACUAGUUGAGAGUCAGGCUCCCAGGAGGGAUGUCGUGUUCUUGCUGGAUGGAUCUGAUGGCACUAGGAGUGGAUUCCCAGCAAUGCGGGACUUUGUUCAAAGAGUGGUGGAGACACUCGGUGUGGAUGAGAACAAAGAUCGCGUUGCUGUGGUCCAGUACAGUAGAGAUCCAGCUGCCCAAUUCUAUCUGAACACCUACACAACAAAAGGAGAGAUUCUCAACACUGUAAGAGGUCUGAGACACAAAGGUGGGAGACCUCUCAACACUGGAGCAGCUCUCCAGUACGUGAGAGACAAUGUCUUUACUGCCUCCUCCGGAAGUCGACGCUUUGAAGGUGUUCCACAGUUACUGAUUCUGCUGAGUGGUGGAAGGUCCUUUGACAAUGUUGACACUCCAGCUUCUGCUCUGAAGGAGCUUGGGGUCUUGAUCUUUGGAAUUGGAACAAGGAGUUCUGAUAGCAGAGAAUUGCAGAGGAUAUCACAUGAUCCCAGUUACGCUCUGUCUGUCUCUGACUUCACUGACCUUCCAAACAUCCAGCAGCAACUUCUGUCCUCGGUGGAGGCAGUUGUUAUUGACGUUACUCCAGAAUCGCCAACAGUUUUAGUUGAUCAUGACACCUCCAGAAAGGAUGUGGUAUUUCUUGUGGAUGGUUCUGAUGGCGCAAGGAAUGGAUUCCCAGCAAUGCGUGAUUUUGUUCAGAGAGUAGUGGGGAAACUCAAUGUGGGAGGAGACAAAGACCGCGUUUCUGUUGUCCAGUACGGUAGAGAUCAAGAAGUUAAUUUCUAUCUGAACACAUACACCACCAAGGAGGACAUUCUUGACACUGUCAGAAGUCUGAGGCACAGAGGAGGUAGACCCCUUAACACUGGGGCAGCCCUCCAAUACGUAAGGGACAACGUCUUUACUGCCUCCUCAGGAAGCAGAAGCCAAGAGGGCGUCCCUCAGAUGCUGAUACUUCUGAGUGGGGGAAGGUCCAGUGAUAAUGUUGACAUACCUGCUUCUGCCCUGAAAAAGAGUGGGGUCUUGAUCUUUGGCAUUGGAACCAGAAAUUCCAGCAGAGAGGUUCAAAGGAUUGCCACUGAUCCUAGUUUUUCCCAGUCUGUUUCUGAAUUCACUGACCUCCCCAGCAUCCAGGAGCAGUUUUUCUCCACACUCAUAACUGUACAAAGUUGA